Molecule: messenger RNA, 1779 nt
Organism: Halichondria panicea
Lineage: Eukaryota; Metazoa; Porifera; Demospongiae; Suberitida; Halichondriidae
Product: sushi, von Willebrand factor type A, EGF and pentraxin domain-containing protein 1-like
Exons: 9
Coding region: 23-1576 (517 amino acids)
Source: RefSeq, a predicted model, not a curated record
ACUGACCAUGCAUUAAGCAAAGAUGAUUAGUUUGACUCAAGCGAUUCUAGCCUGUGUCACGCUAGUUGUAGUCACAAUUGUUGGUGCAGCUGUAGAAAUAUGUCAAGAAUCGAGAUGUCCCGGUCCUCUUCCACAGAUGCAAAAGAUUGUGGCGGGAGACAGAAAAAUUGAAUAUUUUCUUAACUCAUCGUUAGUAGUAAACAACCCUUCAUGGUGUAUUAACGGGUUUCACGUCACAGAUAACGCCAUAUUUACUAUGAUGCAGUUCCACGUGGAUGACAAUAACAUACUUGUUUAUAAUCCUUCUCCUGAUGAUCGAGCUAAUGGACUAACACUUUAUGCGGUAGACAAUGAUCGUGACUGUACCAACAAUACGAACCUGAUCACCGUACAGUCGAAUGUAGGAAACAUAUCAGCCAGACUUGUCCUCAUUCAUAUUGUUGAAGUGUCAUGCCCAGCAUUACCUCACCCAGUAUAUGGGAAAGUAGUGCAUGUGACAGAUAGAACAGCCAAUUACAGCUGCAACCCUGGGUUCAACCUAAAUGGGAACAGUACAAUAACUUGUGUAACAAAUACUGUUGAGAAAGUGGGGGAAUGGAUUGAUUCUCCACCAACUUGUGAACCCAUUACCUGUGAAAGACCACAAAUAACUAAUGGUACCGUGGAGUUUUGCGGUGAUAGUCAAGAACCAAACAGAACAUCUUUCGGAGCUAUUGCCACUUUCCAUUGCGAUGAAGGGUACAUUUUGAGUGAUAACACAACUCUAAGUUGUACUUACGGAAUAAGUACAGAAAACUCCUCGAGCGAGAAUGGUAACUGGAGCAGCACGCUUCCAACUUGUGAACCCAUUACCUGUGAAAGACCACAAAUAACUAAUGGUACCGUGGAGUUUUGCGGUGAUGGUCAAGAACCAAACAGAACAUCUUUCGGAGCUAUUGCCACUUUCCAUUGCGAUGAAGGGUACAUUUUGAGUGAUAAAACAACUCUAAGGUGUACUUACGGAAUAAGUACAGAAAACUCCUCGAGCGAGAAUGGUAACUGGAGCAGCACGCUUCCAACUUGUGAACCCAUUACCUGUGAAAGACCACCAAUAACUAAUGGUACCGUGGAGUUUUGUGGUGAUGGUCAAGAACCAAACAGAACAUCUUUCGGAGCUAUUGCCACUUUCCAUUGCGAUGAAGGGUACAUUUUGAGUGAUAACACAACUCUAAGGUGUACUUACGGAAUAAGUACAGAAAACUCCUCGAGCGAGAAUGGUAACUGGAGCAGCACGCUUCCAACUUGUGAAGCACUACAACCCCCAACAACCUCAGUUACACCAGUCACUAAACCAAUAAUAAUCAAGAUAACAGAUCCAGAAGGCAUCUCAAUAGUUUUAAGUGCUUUUAUUGUGGGACUAGUGCUAGGUGUCCUUGCAGCCAGUGUGGUCUGUUAUGUCUGCGUCAAAAGAACUCCGACCAUAUAUCCAAUAACCAGUUGUACAGUGGAAGGAAACUUAAAUAGAAACGAUGUCUUAAACGGACACAAUGAUUAUCAAAUGGAUGGAAUUGAAGACUCGCAAAAACAAGAUUCAUAACAUUCCCCAUUUUGUCUGUAUUUACUUAAUCUGUACGAGGUCAAAACUACCCUCAUUACUAAAACUAGCACAACAUUUGUUUUUACAUGACUGUGCUGUUUACAACCAGUCUCAAACUUUCCCUUUUCUAAAUGCUCCGUGUCUUAAUCUCAUUGUACUGCACAUAAGGCAAUGUAAUAUUAUACGCAUACCUUGUCACAUUA